UUCGUUUUGAAAUUACAAAUACAUGUCGUCGGCAGUUCGUUUUUCCACUCGGUCGCAGCUGCAGCUUAUUUUUGAACUCGGCGCGCAAAUACAUAUUACCCGAGCGCUUUUUCGUGAUUCCGGCCCUUGGCACGCUCCGAACAACAACAUCAACAUUGGACUCCAGACUCCGUAAAGCCCGUCUUAUAAUUUGUUCAAAAUUAUUUGCAUGUCUUAAUUAAUUUUAAAACAACCAACAACUGCAGUCGCUGCAAUAGUUCAAUAAGGAAAAAGCAAAACCGACAUCACCGAUCCGAUUUGUUUGUAUUUUAUGCGGCUUUUGAAAAUUCUACGAAAAUAAGACUAACUGAUUUGCAUGAUCCCAACGAGAAACACUUCGACCAAUAUCGCACUCAAUCAAGGAAUUUAAAAAGAUAAUAUUCUUAACAGUGACAAUAACUCAAUUAUACCAAAUCGCUAAUGAAAUUGGACACCUCCAGAAACCCCGCUCGAUGUGCGUGGGUGGUGGCGCAUCACCUGUGAAUCGAACUCGGAGCCAUGUUGAGCCGCUGACCAGAGGCCAAGAAACCCGCGUAGGAGUCUUCUGCCAUGUGAGCAGCGCUCAGUCAGCGCACACAACAAGCAACGAACAGCAAAACUACCGAAAAGAAAAGCUAUCCAGGGACAGGUUGCACUAACAUCGAGCUCCAAAUGGAGGCCCCUGAUCAGGAUGUCAUGCUGGAGGGCGGCGAAGACCUUAUGUCCACAUCGGCCUCCUCCACAAAUGGCGGGGACACUAAUGGUUGCGGCAAAAAAUUGACCGUAACCUCGCCGGAUCCCACGUCGUACGUGACCAAGCAGCGAGUGACGCGGCCCACGCCGCCUGCUCCUUCGAAGAAUCCGAUGCAGUUCGUCCAGAUCAAGCCCUGCAACCUGUAUCAGACCGCGCAGGAGCAGCUGAAGAAGGCCGAGGAGGUCAAGAAGCUGAAGGAGGUGAAGAAGGAGGAGCCAGAGGAGUGGCAGAACAACCUUGACAAUUGGAAAUCAUCACGGCGAAAACGUGUCGAGCACAUCAUCGAUCGAGCGGUGGAGACCAAGAAACUCGAGCUGGAGGAGCAUGAUCGCAUGCGCCGAAAAUCGAAAACAUUCACCGAAAUGAUGGAGGAGAGGGCUGAAAGGGGCGGACCUCGGGGGCGUGCCAAGCUGGCUUCUCUGGCCGUAUACAACGAGGAUGAGACCAACGAUCUGAGUGAUCUGGGAAUCGGAACCAGCAGCGCCAGCGGAAAGAGCAGUAUGUCCGAGGACUACGACAACAAUAGUGUUAUGAGCGAUCAUGCCGCCGAGCUGGACAAGGCUAUCGGAGCACCUGUCUCUGGAGCUGCCGAAGCAAGCUCGCGAAGCGUGGACGAGCAGCAGAAUCACAUCAACCGCAACGGUAAUGGGAACCACGGGAACGGAGUAGCCGUUGACCGCGGUUACCUGAAUCCGUCUAGGACCGCAGGAAGGGAGUACAUUUCCUCGCCAGGGUACGACACGUCGUCUAGUACCGCGCCAGCUAGUUCCCCAGAUCCAUGUGAGUACACCUACGAGGGAGCCAUCCAGGAUUACACAAGGGUCCAACGGGCCAGCAGUAAUGGCAAUGGAAAUGCCAAUGGCAAGGCGGUCGGAGAACCCAUCGCCUAUCACAGGCGUGGAUCCAAGAUCGAGGACCGCUUGAGCGGCUUUGGUACUUCGCCCAGCGACACGCAAGAGGGCGUAGAGAAGCAGAAGGUGGACGUGCCCAAGGUGGACAUUUCCAAGCGAAAGGAAAUCUUCGAGCAGGUCAAGACGGAAGUGCCCAAUGGCGCUGCCUCCGCGGCUCCAAAACUGGUACUUCGAGAUCGCCUAACAAAUGGUAACGCAGCUCCCACUGCCCCCAAGUCGGAUGUGAGGCGUCUUUCUGGCGACAUAUCCAGCAUUCGGGACCGCAUGCAGAGCUUGGAGCAGCAGAGAAAGGCCUUUAAUUCCAGUAAGAGUGUGGACGUGCCUGUGCCGCCGCUCAAGCAGCGUCUGAACAGCCUGCAGCAGUCCGUUACCAAAGAGGAUCAGAAGAAGCCACCGUUGGUGGCCCUCAUCGAUGCCAGACAACUCGAGAUCAUGAGGGGCGAGGAGGAACGAAUGCGCCAGCAGCAGCAGCUGCAGAAGGAGAAGGAGAAGCACGCCCCACAAAGCACCACUGUGGUCGCUCCUCUGCCACCACCUCCAGCCCUGAUUAUAGAGGAGCCGCCGGUGACAGCCACCAACGAUGACAGCGGUAUCCAGGAGGACACUACGGACGAGCUGCAGCAGCAGCAGCAACAACUCAACGCAGCCAUCGCCGCCUUGGCUCUCGAGGAGCGCCAGCUGGAGGAGGCGGCCAACGCGGUCAACCAAAUCGAAGCGGAGUUCGAUGAGCUGACCGAUCUGAAUCCGUCGCCAUUGCCACCGUCGCCGGCUCAUCCAUCGGCUCAGGCAAACAUCCAACCACUGGCAGCCGCUCCAGCUUCAACACAAGCGGCCAAUCAGGCGGCUGCUCCUCCAUUGCGGGACAUGGAAUUUAGUAUCAACGAAGCUCUUGAAUUAGCGCUGCAAGCCAUCGAUCGCGAGGCGACGCCCGAGCCAAUGGACAAGGCACAACAUUCACACGAGGAGGAGAAGGAGCAGCCGGCGCAGGAGCAGCAGGAGGAGCAGUUGGGGGAUCAGCCGGACGAGGGGGAGCAGGAGCAGGAGCAGGAGACCAAUGAGCAGGGGGAAUCACACACCGAGGGUGGGGAAAUGCCAAAUAAAACCGAUGAGCAGAAGCAGGGGGAACGAGAGCCCAUCUAUGAGAAUGUCAGCUCGACUAUAUCUAUGCACGAAGUAGAUAAUGAACAGAUAGCAACGAUGACGAUAACCACACAGACCCAAGCGACGCGGAGGAGUCACAGGAGAAGCAUUCCAAAUAAGCAACCCAGCAACAAUAACGAGAAUAAUCAAAGCCCUAAUCAAACCAACAGCAGCAGCAAUCAAAACGACAGCACAGCAGCAACCUCAGCAGCAAUCCCCGUGCCACCAGCAACGUCUGGAGAUGUGGAGCCGUACUACCAAGUGCCGAAGGCCACGGAGCCCUACUACGACGCCCCGAAGCAUUUAAGACCCGUGCCCGUCUACGAAAACAUCGAGAUCUUCUACUCGGGCCUGGAGAUCAGUCAGGGAUCAGCGGGAACGCCUCUGGGACCCAUGGAGCCACCCAAAGAGAAGCCUCCGCCACCGCCCACCGAGAGUCCGCCGCCGAUUCCGGUGGACGAGGGCCACGACGACGAGCUGGAUGGGUUGGGCAGCAGCCUGGGGCACAACACCGACACCUGGUCAUCGGACAACACCUACGAGACCAUAUCGAACGGCACCCGCCGGCACCUUCAGGGCAUGGAGCCUGCCCAGCCGUCGCCGCCCAUCAAGCGGAUGAACUCAACCAAGCUCAAGAAGGAGCUGCGCAACAAGCGCUCCAGCUUCCUGGGCAUCGAAACCGACGGGGAUCUCGACGACAUGGAGACCUACCUGGAGCUCACCGUGGCCCCGCCGCCGGACAUGGCGCAACUCCUGCAGGAGGAGAGGCGGCUGGAGAAACAGCUGUACAUCAAGGCGGGACUCUGCGACAGUUCCGACACAGGUGAAAGCCGAGACUCCGGAGUCUCCGAGAACCAUUCUCGUCAGAGCAGCGAGCACUACACAAACUCCUCUGAGGAGAACGACACGCAGUCGGAUGCCACGCCCCCGCCGCUGCCCCCGCCGCCGUCGACCGCCCAGCUGGGCGAAGUCAUCUACCAGAACGAGGGCCUCCUGGCUGCCCAGACGCCGCUUCUCCAGACAGUCAAGGGCAACUCGGCCGAGUCCUGGACGGAGUCGGCGACGGCGGCAGCGGCGGCCACCCAGUCGCUAAGCGAGGCCACAGCGACGGCCAACGCCAAGAUGCAGUCCAUCGAGGACAAGAUCAGGGAGCAGGGCGAGGUGUUGCGGGUGGAGCGGGAGCUACUCCACUUUUCGCAGGAGGAACUGAAGCGCCAGCGUGAGAAUCUUCUGCUCCGUGAGAAUCUAGCCCGCCGGGAACUGCAGCACGGAGCGAAGAUGCUGCUGUCAAACAACCGGCGCUCCCUGCAGGACCUGCACCACGGCCUGGGCAUCGGCAACGGAAUGCUGAGUGCCUUCCAACCGCCGCAGCACCACCAGGCGCCAAUGCCCCCACCGCAUCCGCAGCAGAUCUACGCCAAUGUGCCGCAGCAGCAGCAACAAGCAGCGCUGUACGCGUAUCACCAAAUGGACACGGACUACCGCAAGUCCAUGUCGGACCUGAACGAGUUUUCCAAUCGCCUGAUGCUGCCGCCAACGCCGCCGACGAAGCCCCUGAGGGCGAUGCAACUGAACGCCAAUGGCCAUGGCCUGGAGCCGGACUACGCGGUUAGCUCGAGGCAGCGCCAGCCGCCUGUUCCGUACGGAGGAUCUCUGGUGAAGAUCGCUGGGGCACCGAUGCCGCCUCGGAUCUCUGGCCAAGGAUAUCCCGUUCAAGCGUCGGCAGCGGCCGCCUACCACCACCAGUCGGCCCAGAACCUGAGCAAUAUGUCCCGGAACACAUUGCUCGCCCUGAGUGCCACCCCCAAACCCAAGUACACGGACGGAUGGGUGCAGGUGCAGCAGCGGAAGAGCUACGACAGCCACCAGGCCAACGACCCGGCCUGGCUGUCCGCCCAGCAGCAGAAGCGCAAGUCCAUGCCGGACUACGGCGGAGCCCUCUACAACAACAACCACUGGCUGCUCCAGGAGGCGGAGCAGCGACGCAUCGAGCAACUCAACCGGCGGUCGAUGCCGGCCAGUAAGUCGAAGGGCAAGCCGCUGCCCGACUCCAUCAUCCAAACGCUGACGGAACGGGUCCAGAGCAAGGGCAUCGGCGAUCGAAAGCGCUUCGAUGGCAACGGCAACUACAGCCAGGUCAACGGCAACACCAAUGGCUACCAGCAGCAACAGCAGAAGUCCAACACCACGAACGGCAGCAACAUCAACGGCGGCAGCAGCCAGGAGAAGGUGCUCAGCGUCAGCGGCAAGAAGAAGUGCUCCCACUGCGGCGACGAACUAGGUCGCGGCGCUGCCAUGAUCAUCGAGUCGCUGUUGCUCUUCUACCACAUCAACUGCUUCAAGUGCUGCGUCUGCCACGUCCAGCUGGGAGAUGGCCUCAAUGGAACAGAUGUCCGGGUGCGGAAUCACAAGCUGCACUGCCAGAACUGCUACUCCAGCGAUGAUGGCAUCAAGUUCAGCUGCGUCUAGCCGAGUCCUUGCCAAGGAUGCGGGAGUCACAUCGAAGACGGAAGCGGGGAUUGUUGUUGUUCUUGUUGCUCUCGCAACAUUGAUUGUUGUUGUUGUACUAGUAAUACAUAGAUACUAACUACUGACGUAAUUCGCAUAUAAACUACAUACAUAUAUCCAUGUUGAGAACAAAGUCAAAUGCAAAACGUUUCAGAUUAGUGUUAAUCGCUUCUACGAAAGUACGAAAUUUUUUGAUGUCUGCAUUGCUUUUUGACUCAGAUUUUAACUUUUUAUAUACAAUAUUCUACAUGUUUAAAAUCCGACGUUAUACAUACACAAAUAUGUUUGAAAAGCUAAGCUCUCUAAAGUUUUACGCCAAGUCAAAGUAAAAUUUCAAAAUGCGAUUUAAGUGUUGAAGAUUAUUAGACAAAAUUAUAAAACAAAAAGGAAGAAAGUUCUAUGAACGUUGUUAAAAUUUUGAAAUUGUAUAUUGCCUACAUAUAUAUAUAUCUACCAGACAUAUAAAAAUUGUACAUUAUUUUGAACCAAA
Molecule: messenger RNA, 5821 nt
Organism: Drosophila suzukii
Lineage: Eukaryota; Metazoa; Arthropoda; Insecta; Diptera; Drosophilidae
Gene: smash
Product: smallish
Biological process (GO): positive regulation of stress fiber assembly; regulation of focal adhesion assembly
Cellular component (GO): stress fiber
Molecular function (GO): myosin II head/neck binding
Source: RefSeq, a predicted model, not a curated record